AUGGCUGCUCUAAUCAAGGCUGCGAACGCCAAGAUCCGGUCAAACCCGGUGACUGACUAUGUUUGCUCAACCCACUUUUGGGGCCCUGUCUCCAACUUUGGUAUCCCUCUCGCGGCCAUCAUGGACACGCAGAAGAGCCCUGAAUUGAUCUCGGGACAGAUGACUGGUGCUCUCAUCAUCUACGCCGGUACUUUCAUGCGAUACUCACUGGCUGUCACACCCAAGAACUACCUCCUAUUUGCCUGCCACUUUGUCAACGCUGGUGCCCAGCUCACCCAAGGGUACCGAUAUCUUAACUACCAUUACUGGGGCGGAAAGGAGAAUAUGCCCAAGGAGCAGCUGGCACACGCUGCCGAGGCUGUCAAGGGAAAGGUUGAGAAGGCCACGGAGAAGGUUCAGAAUGCUGUCAGCAAAUAA
Messenger RNA from Fusarium mangiferae, 417 nucleotides. RefSeq names its product putative FMP37 Found in Mitochondrial Proteome. NCBI's taxonomy places the organism in Eukaryota, Fungi, Ascomycota, Sordariomycetes, Hypocreales, Nectriaceae. The transcript is spliced from 3 exons. Bases 1 to 417 code for a protein of 138 amino acids. The record is from RefSeq and is a predicted model, not a curated record. Gene Ontology annotation, biological process: pyruvate import into mitochondria. Gene Ontology annotation, cellular component: mitochondrial inner membrane.